Trichoderma atroviride IMI 206040 is the source of this 1266-nucleotide messenger RNA. NCBI's taxonomy places the organism in Eukaryota, Fungi, Ascomycota, Sordariomycetes, Hypocreales, Hypocreaceae. The record is from RefSeq and is a predicted model, not a curated record.
GGCCCCUGUAGCUGCAGCUCCCCAACCUCUUGUCACUCUUUUCUUCUUCGCUUCUCUCAACCUAUUCAACGGUACUAAUACAGACGGAAAACCCCAAAAGUCCCCUGCCAACGUACCUCUUCUUUCCUUUGCAUCCUUCUUCAAGACCGCUUCUACUUCGACCAUUGCCUGAUUCUCCUCUACCGUGACCUAUACUUGAUACACACGCGGCUCUUGUUACUGCAAAUACCCACACGAACACACUCAGGGGACAUCUACUCGAUCCGAACUUCAACACCUUUGUCUUACACCACCUGAAACGAGCAGCAAGAACCUCGAAAUACGAACGAUUCCCGCCUCAGACUCUCUUCUAGUCUUCUCUCAGCUUCAACCUUACUUCCGUCGCAAACAUGGGCCAGAGUCUCUUCGACCGCAUCCAGGCUAAGCUGGAGCUCUUCCGCCUUGAGAAACGCUACACCCGUCGCCGCAACCGUCGCUCAACCUUCGUCUCCAAUGCCGUCUAUGUGGACGGCGAGUACGUCUACCAAACUCCCAACAGCACCGGCUCCUCCUCAGAGUCCAACGCAUCCCGCAGCGACGCCCUACACGGCGACCGCGCAUCGCCCACUCCCAGAUUUCCCCUGCCCUCCAUGUCGACUGAACCCACGACUCCUACCAUGGAGACACUGCCUGAGCGCAAGAAGUUGAACCGCUUCAGCUCAAUGCCUGGCUUUGGAUCACGAUCAGAGGAGCAGAGAACAGUUCAGCGCCGAACCAGCAUGAUUCGAUAAAGUGUUUCCAAGUCAACAGAAACAAGAAUCAAAUUACAUAAAAAAAAAAGACAAUCAUUUCAUUUUGGAUGGUGUACGGUUCAAAUUACCAGACGACAAGGGCGGAAGAUACCAUUUGGGAGGCCUUUGGUUACGUUAUCCCAUGGCAACCCUACGCAUACCUAGGAUUGUACCGCAUGUCGUUUUGACGAAUAUCACUUGCAUAUCAUCAGAGUAUAUGUUUUUUAUUUCACACUCGUUCUAACAUUCUAGAAUUACACCCGCUCUGUUCACUGUCUGGAUAUGAGUUUUGGUGCCCGGACAGAUUUCACUGGAUACGCUUCAUCGCCGGCUUAAAGCAUCCUCAUACAUUUUUCUUACUAUUUCUUUAUUUCUCUUUAUUAUACGGAGCUGGGCGCAGAAUAUGACAUGUCUGCUAUGGCGGUUGAGCUGAACAUAUUUCCUCAAUACGGUCUUGUAUAUAGAUGCUAAAAGAAUUGAUGAAAAUUUUUCGAAA